This is a messenger RNA of Danio aesculapii, 841 nucleotides long. RefSeq names its product CD9 antigen-like. The record is from RefSeq and is a predicted model, not a curated record. Gene Ontology annotation, cellular component: membrane. The coding region runs from base 31 to 513 and encodes 160 amino acids. NCBI's taxonomy places the organism in Eukaryota, Metazoa, Chordata, Actinopteri, Cypriniformes, Danionidae. The transcript is spliced from 6 exons.
GUUUAUAUCCUCAUCGUGGCCGGAGCCGUCAUGAUGGUGGUCGGGUUCCUGGGCUGCUGUGGAGCAAUAAAAGAAUCGUCCUUCAUGCUGGGACUGUUCUUCGUGUUUCUGCUGAUCAUUUUCGCCGCUGAAGUUGCCGCUGGAAUCUGGGGUUUGUCUAAUCAGGAUAAGAUUGUGUCCGAUGUCCAGCAGUGGUACACGCAGAACUUCAACAAUUACAAGCAGAGUCCAAACGGGCCGAUGAAGGAAACUAUGACCGCCAUUCAUUAUGCAAUGCAGUGCUGUGGACUAACUGGCCUGUUCACUGAUGGAGUAUCUGACACCUGCCCCAAACAGCAGGGUCUUGAAGUCGUCAUCACAACGAGCUGCCCAUCUGUCAUUAAGGAAAUGUUCACCUCUCGGCUUCAUGUGAUUGGAGGAGUCGGCAUCGGCAUUGGCGUGAUCAUGGUCUUCGGCAUGAUCUUCAGCAUGUUGCUGUGCUGCGCCAUCCGACGAACCCGUGACAUCGUAUAAACGGCGGUUCGCCACAAGUGUCUGAUUUCUGCUUUUCUUUUUAUUUAUCUUCGUUUGUGAAUGUGUGCGAGUGGUUGUCCUGUUGUAAACGUCUAACCAAGAAAGUCCAGCAUUAGUUGACCACUUAAAAACUGUUACAGCCCGUGCAUAUGAGGAGUCUGAUUUUAGUUUCUUUGUUUCGAUUAACAUUUAUUUCGUCUCUUUGAAUGCACUAGCAAGCUUUCUGGCAUUCUUUUGUAACAUUUUACAUUUAUUUUAUGUACCCAUACGGGUGUUUGGAGAGAAAGUAACAUGUAGUAAAUUACCAAUAAAGUUGAAGACUGAUCGA